AUGCUUGGAACAAUUUCUAUUAUUUAUUUACUAAUAUUCAACGGUGCACGUCUUGUAGACUGCGGGAUCAAUAUGAACUUUUGGAACACCACCUCUCCGCACUAUGUCCACAAUUUCAGUUGGAGGUUUCCUGCCUUCACUGGAAUGCUCACUAUGUCCUAUUUUAUUCAUAAUGCUAUCAUCACUAUGCUUCGUAAUCAGAGGAAUCCAGAGAAUAAUGUACGAGAUCUCUCCAUCGGGUUCGGACUUGUGGCGUUUAGUUAUACUUUUGUGGCACUAACUUUCUAUGUUGCUUUUCCAUUGCCAAGGAGUUGCAUCGGUGAUAACCUCCUGAACAAUUUUCAAGCCAACAAUCCGAUGAGCGCUGUAGCGCGAGUGCUGAUUUUCUUCCAAUUGCUGACGAUACUUCCUCUUAUAAUGUAUCUCAUUCGUUCACAGAUUUCCUGUGCCUUAUUCGAUACACCAUGGCCAGGGUAA
Molecule: messenger RNA, 477 nt
Organism: Cooperia oncophora
Lineage: Eukaryota; Metazoa; Nematoda; Chromadorea; Rhabditida; Trichostrongylidae
Source: the annotation of a GenBank genome assembly